CUAUAAUCUAUCCAUGUUCCAAUCCGAAAAGCAUAUUGUAAAGCUGAGCAAGUUAAAAAUGAACCCCCCAAAAAGAAAGUAUCAUCAUCAUCAUUUCAUGUUGUCUGCCCCUCUCUCUCUCUCUCUCUCUCUCUCUCUUGACGUCCAUUUCCAUUAUUCAGUUUCAUUCUCUCUUUCAUCCCCUCCGUUAGCUUCCUAAUUCUGUUUAACUACCUUUUCUGGUGCGGUGCAUAUAUAUAUCAACCACAGCCAUCACCUUCUUUCCCCCAUCUCAUUUUGCUGCUUCUGAUGCUCAUUACCCAAAAUACAGAUCACAAAGAAAGAAAGAAAACCCUCUUUAUUUUCAUCAGCUGAUGCUCGUCUGCUAGCUUCUUGUAGUUACCCCAUUCUGAACUGUGUAAGCUUCAAUUCUCGCUCCCGUCCUUCCGCAAAAGCGCCAUUGUAGGUCCGAUGGCGCAAUUGCCUCCCAAAAUCCCAACCAUGCUGCCUUCAUGGCCAGAUUUCUCGCCCGACCAGAAAUUGCAUUCCCUUGGUGCAGCCAUUCUGCCUUCCCACCACGCCGCCGCCGCCGUCCCUCCUCCUCCUCCUCCUUCCGCCGCCCACAACAACGGUCACCCUUCCUGGGUUGACGAAUUCCUCGACUUCUCCUCUACCAGGCGCGGGACCCACCGCAGGUCCGUCAGCGAUUCCAUCGCUUUCCUCGAGACGCCAAUGCUCGACGACUGCCGCGCCGCCCCUCCAGCCGGCGGCGUCCAUCGCCCGGCGGGUAACAACCGCAACAACCCCCACGAUUUCGACAAAUUUGAUGACGACCAGUUCAUGUCCAUGUUCUCCGACGACAUCUCCAACCCGGUCACCGGUCCCAACUCCUCUUCCAACCCUUCCACGCCCUCCGAUCACAACAGCUUUAACGAGGAGAAGGAAGGGUGCGGCGGCGGCGAGCUGAAGAAUAUCCGGAGCGAGGCGGACGAGGCGCAGAGCCCAUGCGAUUCGGAUUCCCAGCAAACGACGCCGUUCGACGGGGACCGUAUAGUCGACCCCAAGAGGGUCAAGAGAAUUCUGGCGAACAGGCAAUCGGCGCAGCGGUCACGGGUUAGGAAGCUGCAGUACAUAUCGGAGCUUGAACGGAGCGUCACUUCCUUACAGACGGAAGUAUCGGUGUUGUCGCCGAGAGUUGCAUUUCUGGACCAUCAGAGACUCCUUCUGAACGUGGACAACAGUGCUAUAAAGCAGCGGAUUGCAGCUCUGGCUCAGGAUAAGAUCUUCAAAGAUGCUCAUCAAGAGGCACUGAAGAGGGAAAUCGAGAGACUGAGGCAAGUUUACCAUCACCAGCAGAAGCUCAAGACGACAAUGGAGAAUAGUAACCAGGACGACGACAACAGCAACUCAGUAGGAACACAGCACCAGAGUCAUAAUAGCGAACGCCCCACCAACAACAUUACAGGAGGAGGAAGUGGUGGUGGUGCGGAGAAAGAGCAGCAGAAGCAGCUUCUUCAAGUUUGAUGAGACGGCGGGAGGGAAUUGGGUGUUGGUUCGGUUCGUACUGGGGAUUAGCAAGUUGACUCAUUUAGUAUUCUGAUUAAUCAUCUCUUUUGGGGAGGGAAGUCAAGCCAUCACUCACAAGAAGAAAAAAAAAAUUGAAGUCUCUGUCACAUUUCAUGUGCAGUCUCUUUUUUUCUUUUGUAGAAAUUGGUGGUGGGAAGAGAGAGAUAAAGUGGGGGGUGGUGGAGGAAAGGAAGAGGCCGGAGAGGAGAGAAGAGGAGGUAAAGGGGCCGCAGCUGCUAAUGAUCUGUGCAUUCACGUGAUAUGUCGUACAACCACAAGGGACCAUCUCUCUCCUCUCAGAUUUACAUGAUUGGGAACCUCCUCAAGACCCCCCAACUGCAUCUGCAUGUGCCACCCUCCAUCCCUUCUCUUCUUUUAUUAUUUCUUUUAUUAUUAACCAGUGUUUUCGUUUUCUUUUUCUUCUCUUUUCCCUUUCUAUUCUUUUUUAUUUAUUUUUAUUUAAAUUGAUUUGAUUGAUUAAUUGUUGGGGCAGAAAAGAUAACCCCAUGUUAGAAGAUAAUUCAUUUGUAUUUCCUUCUAUUCUAUGUAGUUCAGUUGUUUUUGGUUUUUCGUCAAAGUGUAGCGGCACAAGUCUGUUUCCGUUUCUGAAUUGUAUAUUUGUAUUUGCUGCUUCUUGGAUGGAUGCCCGUAUGGAAACAGGUAAGAUGUCGUUCUUAAACACCUAUGUCUUAUCCCAUUCUUAUUAGAUUAACUCAGGAUCACUCGGUAAGGCCGAGGAAUAGCAACAGUCAAGAAACAAAACAAUCUGAU
Messenger RNA from Linum trigynum, 2316 nucleotides. The record is from the annotation of a GenBank genome assembly. NCBI's taxonomy places the organism in Eukaryota, Viridiplantae, Streptophyta, Magnoliopsida, Malpighiales, Linaceae.